CGGGCGGACAGGGUUCGGAAUGCGGCAGGCCAAGCUAACUACUAACCGCCUACUUCUUAGUUACUCCAGAGCACACUAACUACACUACACGACACUUCCUCGACUCCCCCCUCCCCUUUGUGUUUGAAUUGUCUCUCCAUUCCCAUUGCGAGCCGCAUUCCGGGCCAUGCGGUCUUUUUUACUUAUAUCUCGCACACGUUCCCCGCCCUCCCCCAUUCAUGAUUUAUUAUUUUUCCUUUUUUUUCCUUUUCUUGUUUUUCGGCUGCGGAAGGGGAAAAGGAAAUAUCGAGGCACGGGGCGAGGCGGGGCGGGGCGAGGCGGGACAACGCAGAGAGAGAGAGAGAGAGGGAGAGAGCGAGCUGCUGAGCAGUGCGGAGCGCUUCGAGAUACUUACCCAAGUACUCACCGAGGACUUAUGCUUCGUUGGGGCCACACUCGUAUGCUAUGCAUGUCCUCGAUGCAUGUCCUCGAUGCGCGUGCUGCAUACACUUCCUGCAAGUGGGUUGGUUGCCUACGUAAGUAACCAGACUCCAGAGGGUUCUUCUUGCCAAAAAAAGAUUAUUCCUUUCUUGCCGGUGCGGGGAAGGAGGAGCCCGGAUUUUGGCCGCUCGCUGCGGGCAAGCAGCCAGCGGAUAGCGGACGGCGGACAGCAGCCAGCGGACAGCAGCCAGCAGACAGCUUGCCUUCUCGCACGAGAACCAGGACGACGCCAGGAGUACCUAGUGGGUGCAGAGGGGGAGGGAGAGAGAGAGGGGCAUGUUUCCCUCCAGGCACCAGGACCUGGGACUGGCUUAGGUGGGCCUGAAUAUCUACUAUGCGCGUCGUAUGUACCUGAAUCUUGCCCUGGAUGCUGGAGCCAUGGUAAUAACUGCUCUACAUAUAAUCCAUCGCGCAUAGAACGGAUGGUAGCUAGCUGAGUGCUAGAGAUUCACUCAAUCCGCCUGCGGUUCUGUUCCGCGAGUGCAUGUUCACUGUUGGGAUCGACAGAUGCACCGGGAGCGUGAGGCACUUGAAUCCUUCUCCCUUGAUGGAAGGAUGGAUGGAUGGAAGGAUGGAUGGGAAGAUGGGAAGAUGGCGGAUGAUCUCGUCCGGCUCCAUCGCCAGAGCUUUGGCCAUCCGGUGGAUGGAGGUGCUAUCCACUUACCGCCUCGUGCCUCCCGGCUACGGAGGGAGUGGGUGCAAGUGUUAUCCGCUUACUGCUUCCUGCCUCCCGGCCACGGAGGGACGUGGCACUGCGCU
Molecule: messenger RNA, 1239 nt
Organism: Tricharina praecox
Lineage: Eukaryota; Fungi; Ascomycota; Pezizomycetes; Pezizales; Pyronemataceae
Exons: 1
Coding region: 219-917 (232 amino acids)
Source: RefSeq, a predicted model, not a curated record